UCCAGCCUGAACGGCGACAGUCGGUCUUUCAGUUUGACACUGUUAACAAUCAACGACAUUAACUCGACCAUCAUUUGAAUUUAACGUCGCUGUUAUGGAACUGAAAAUAACCUGUCAAAUGAUGAAUGUGACAACCGGAAGUGAUUGGAAGACCACAUUUGUAAACGGAAGGCGGUCGUUGCUGGUCUAAUGUGUUGCGUACAGCGUGCCUGCAAGUCAAGUCUGUUUUUUUAGUGUAGUGUCACAAACUGGGGAAACAGCUUUGACGCUUAGGAGCCAUGAGCAGUGAGCUCAAUGUGCCCAUGGGCUCCCCGGCCCCGGGCGCCUCCGAGCGCGUCCAGGACGGCGGGGGAAUGGACUACAGGGACUGGGUGCGGCGCAGCUACCUGGAGCUGGUGAGCUCCAACCACCACUCGGUGCAGGCGCUCUCCUGGAGGAAGCUCUACCUGAGCCGGGCCAAGCUCAAGGCCUCCAGCCGGACCUCGGCACUCCUCUCAGGCUUCGCCAUGGUGGCCAUGGUGGAGGUGCAGCUGGAGAUGCAGUACAGCUACCCUCGUGUGCUUCUCAUCGCCUUCAGUGUGUGCACCACGGUGCUGGUGGCGGUGCACCUGUUUGCGCUCCUCAUCAGCACGUGCAUCCUGCCCAACGUGGAGGCUGUCAGCAACAUCCACAACCUCAACUCGGUCAGCGAGUCACCCCACGAGCGCAUGCACCACUACAUCGAGCUGGCCUGGGGCUUCUCCACGGCACUGGGCAUCCUCCUCUUCCUCGCCGAGGUGGUGCUUCUCUGCUGGAUCAAGUUCCUGCCCGUGGACUCCAGCGGUGCCACGACUGCCAGGCCGUCGACGCCGGACAGCGGCUGGCAGGCGGCGCUGGCCUCCACCAUCAUCAUGGUGCCCGUUGGUGUGAUCUUCAUUGUGUUCACCAUCCACUUCUACCGCUCGCUGGUGCGCCACAAGACAGAGCGCCACAACCAGGAGAUCGAGGAGCUGCACAAGAUCAAAGUGCAGCUGGACGGCCACGAGCGUGGGCUGCAGACUGUGUGAGGUCACGUGACUGGACUCGCGCUCCUCUCCCUCAUUUGCAUAUUUAUAAACACCCCCUCCUCCUCCUUAGCGCUGUAGCUCCUCCCACUGCUGUGCCAACAUGGCAGAGUGCUUAUUUCUUGCGGUCAUCCAUUGCUGAGUCUCAAUUCCUGCACUUCCACACUUCUCGGAUUUCGGGACAGCACUACCCUGUCAAGAUUCAUGCACUCAGCAACUAAGCACACAAUGGACGUAGUAUACAGUACAUAUGAAAGUGCUCACUCUUGCACUUCCGUACUUGCACUUUGCAUUUUGAGUGCACAAGUGCGUUUACAAGUGCGUACCUGGAUGGUGAGUCUGCAUUGGACACUUAUCAUCCUCAAUAGCCCCGUAGCAGAAGGGGAGGGAUUAUGGUUGCAAUUCACAAUUAAAGCAAGCGGCAAAAUGAUUUCCAAUUAUGUAAGUGCACAACAACAGUAAUUGAAUUGGGACAACACUGCACCCUCAGGAACUAAAUAUGCAAUGUACACAGUAUACUCAUUGAAGUGUACUGACAGAAGUACAGUAGAUCCCCAAUUUUGGUUAUGUUUCGAUGAACAGAUGGAUUCGUCACGUGUCGAAGUUUUAUUCUCAGUUUGUCUUUUGCGUCUCACAGCGACUAUGGCGCGCUCAAGGACCGCCAAAGUGCGAAGUCUCAACGCCUUUUAAACAGUGGUCCAUGUAUUAUCGCAUAUUUAUAAAUUAUUACAGACUUAAGAUGAGUGCUAAGUUUUCUGCAUGAAAAAUGGCCUAUUUUCGAAGGGGGAAAAAAAGAAAAAUAUAUUUUUUAUGCUGAAUCAUGAUUUUGCAGGGAUCUACUGUACACUCAAUUUGAGACACAGCCCAUGUGUGUUUCAUUAUGAAGGGACUGGCUACAGUGUUUGUUGUUGCCAUGGUUAUGCUCUGGCUGGCCUUACCAGCCUAGCUUGCCUCUGCUUCAUGGUGCCGCCCUGCUGGUAAGAUGAGUUAUUACAUGAUGCAAGUAAAGGUAGGCUAAUUUAACUUGACUCCGACUGUCUGUACUAUCCGUGUUGCGCUAAUUAUAAGGCAUCGUUCAACGUGCUUCUCUUCGCUAAUUGAGGAUUAUUUUUACGCCGCCUGUGUGUGUUUUUGCUGCACAAAAGUCUUAAAAUCUUAAUAGGAGCUCAGUCAGUUACACUGUUUUGACUGUUGGUGUUGGUGUUGGUGUGUGUAGCCAUUUUUGUUGUUAAAAUGCCACAAAGCCUUCUCAUGCUGCUUUAAAUGCUAAUCUCUUAUUUGCUUGUGCCAGAGCUCCGAAAGGGGCAAAAACUCUGCCUAUGUGACUCACUGUCGCCCCCUGAGGUGCGCAGUGGCAUUACAAGGCAACGUUACAAAGUGCACCUUUAAACUGUGUGAAUGUUACUGUGCUUAACUGAAGUUCUCACAUGUUUACAGCUGCUGUUUCAAUACAUCUUUAAGAGUGACUUUUUUUUUUUUAAUUGUGGAUGUGUGAAAAGAGGCUUCGCAAAAAAAAAAAGGUCAAAGUGAUAAUGAAUGUACUUUUUGGCUCUUAAGCGUUGGUUUACUGACUUCUUGUUCCAGUAUCACAUUCCUAACACAUUCACUGUCCAAAAUUAGCUUGAUUUCUCCAUUGUUUACCCGCUAGAUCAUCCUUUCAAAAAUAAAAGCUGUAAUUUUUGUCCAUUUUUCCUCAUCUCCUUUAGUUCUAUUUUAAAAAUGUGCUGUUCUUUGAUGUAACGGGAUGUAUUAUUCCCUUCAGGUGUGGCAUAUGCUAAUGUUGACCUCAAUAGCUUCUGACAUAAGUACAUUUAUAAUUAAACUAUUAUUUUAUUUCAACUUUGUUUGUUUUUUUUUUUUUACCUAGGUAUGUACACGUGUGUGCAUAUAAUUAUACUCAGAUUUAAAAAAAUAAACCCCAAAAUUAAUAUUUUUAUCAACUUUAAUGUAUUUUUGUUUUACUCUACAACUUAUACAUUUAAUGUAAUUUAUCCAUGCUCUUUACGUCAAAUAGCCUCUAACCAAAGUGAGGUGGAAGCAAAAACAUUUAUAAAAUAAACCAGAAUAUUCAUUUUCUGUGGUCUUAUGUAUUUUUGUGGUUCGUCCUACAUUUUAUGUAUCUUGCUAUUUUACCUACAAUGUAUACUUUUUAUUUUUGUAUAAUAUAUAUUGUUUCCA
Molecule: messenger RNA, 3221 nt
Organism: Dunckerocampus dactyliophorus (ringed pipefish)
Lineage: Eukaryota; Metazoa; Chordata; Actinopteri; Syngnathiformes; Syngnathidae
Gene: orai2
Product: ORAI calcium release-activated calcium modulator 2
Exons: 3
Coding region: 279-1046 (255 amino acids)
Biological process (GO): store-operated calcium entry
Cellular component (GO): membrane
Molecular function (GO): store-operated calcium channel activity
Source: RefSeq, a predicted model, not a curated record